This is a messenger RNA of Ogataea parapolymorpha DL-1, 2088 nucleotides long. RefSeq lists its product as uncharacterized. Lineage: Eukaryota; Fungi; Ascomycota; Pichiomycetes; Pichiales; Pichiaceae. The transcript has a single exon. Gene Ontology annotation, cellular component: nuclear pore. The coding region runs from base 1 to 2088 and encodes 695 amino acids. The record is from RefSeq and is a predicted model, not a curated record. Gene Ontology annotation, biological process: mRNA export from nucleus; ribosomal large subunit export from nucleus; ribosomal small subunit export from nucleus. Gene Ontology annotation, molecular function: structural constituent of nuclear pore.
AUGUCUGUGCUAGCGGAACAAAUUGGCCGUCUGAGUGCCCAGUUCCACGCUUCGGCGACUGCACUAAAUGUGACCAGAAGCACAGGACAGGAGAUCGUCUCCAUUGAAGAACGGAAGAUCAAAAUCACAAACCUUGAGAGCGGCGCGCACUAUCUGGACAACGUCCUGGAGUUUAGUCCUACGGGGCUUUGUUUGAGCCCCAAUGACGACUUAUUGUGUCUGUACGAUAGCACUCACUGUAGUGUGGUGUCAUUGAACGAGCCAGGCUCCAAAAUUAGUCAUGCUAUUGGAUACUCUGUCCGUAUCAACCUACAACACAAAGAAAACAUUGUGCAAAUUGUAUUCAACAGGAUAUCGCAGUUUGGCGCCGAACUGGUGAUUUUGACUACUGACGCCAUCUACAACUUCGAUCUCAACUCGUCGCUGACCAAACCUACCCACACGUACUGGCUCAGGACAGGCUCGCCGUUCGCCAGCACAGACUCUGUCGACGUAAUAGAUCCGGUUUCUCUUGCGUUUGGCUCAAAUACAGAUACCGUUAACCCGCGCGGCGACCUGACGCUGCUGAUUUUGUCCUCAGACUCGUCCAUCUACAAGAUCUACCCAUAUCUUCCGGCCAACAUCGCUGUUUCCUCGUCGUGGUUGGGUGCGUUGUUUGACUACGCAAGUCUCAAGUACAACGCCAGCGGCGCAGAAGACCUGUCCACGGUGUCGAUGCUGAAAUUUGCAUCGCUUUUGUCGCAGUCGAACGGCCAUGUCCGUGCCAUAAAUAAGGUUCUUCCUUCAAGUCUCAGCAGAGGAAAGCUGGUGGGGCCUUUGAACAUCCAGCCAUUCCCAGACGAGCUUUACGAGCAGGACGCGCUGAAACUGAUUCCAAUGGAAAACGACAUGUUCUGUGUUCUGUACAACAAGGCUCUGGCGGUGCUCUUUGACGACCAGGAUCAGCCCAUGGCCUUUGAUGGCCAGCGGGCCCCAGACUCUGUUGGCGUCGUCAGAAUGGUCGACUGUUCGCUGUUUGGGUCCAAAACUAUCACCAGCGGCAUGGUGCUGCCAAAUAAGCCCACGUCGUUGCUCCUCACGUCCUCCGAGUCAGACCUGCUCCAUGCGGACUUUGCCGACUGGUGGAACAUCCUUGCAGACAGCAUUGCCUCCAACGACCUCUCUGCACUAAGCGAUCUACUGAAAAGGCAGUUGCCAACCAAAGUCACCAGUCUGGGCAAAGUCAAGCUUCCAAACACGGCCUCCAUAAACAAAACAGCCUCGUUCCAGUACACUGUCCCCCACGCUACAGCAGAACACAAGAUCGCAUACGUAUGGAGCUAUACCCACUCGUACGCAUUUGCCGGAUCGUCUGUUUUUGAGGUGUGUGCUCCCGCACAGCCAUCUGCCCCUCUGGACACCGAGCUGGCUCCUCAGGAUGUUUAUGAAAAAUACGAAACUCUGGAUUUAAAUUCACAGCUGACGGCCACCAAAACGACACUGGCCAAGGUUCAGAAACAGCUAUACGCCAUGAACUCCAACCAGCCGCUCACUACAGACACGAGAAAUCUUAAGUCUCUGUAUAAGGCUCGAGAGCUCAUCACCACCGGGCUAAUCGCGGUGUUCAACGACGUGGCGUUGUCGAACAGAAAGCUGCAGCAGAUGCGUAGCCAGUUUUUGGUGCAGAUCGCCACGCUCAACGAGGCAGAACUCAACAGACAAGAAAGACUCAAAAGAUACGAAAGCUCGAAACGGAAAUUGGAGGCGCUGGCCAGCAAGCAAGCGGAGUUACAAAAAAGAGUUUCCGAAUUUGCGGCCACCAUGGAAAAACUCGAAAUGCAAACCUCCAACCACGCAAACGAAACGCUUUCCAGGAAAGAACAGGCCUACAAAAGACAGCUCGAAAGACUCCAAAAAUUGAUUGCCGAGAAGCAGAACGAUUUCCAGGCUGUGCAGGAGUAUGUGGAGUCGUUGAAGGACAUGGAGGUGGUAAGCGCGUCGCUGCCGUCUGGCUACUCGCGCGAGGUUGCCCGGAUGAAGGCCAAGUUGGAGCUGAGGACGAACCUGAUCGAAUCGCUUACUCAGGAACUGAAGAGUACAAGUAUUUAA